Haliotis rubra (blacklip abalone) is the source of this 5769-nucleotide messenger RNA. RefSeq names its product ATPase MORC2-like. The transcript is spliced from 30 exons. Gene Ontology annotation, molecular function: zinc ion binding. Gene Ontology annotation, cellular component: nucleus. The coding region runs from base 268 to 3483 and encodes 1071 amino acids. NCBI's taxonomy places the organism in Eukaryota, Metazoa, Mollusca, Gastropoda, Lepetellida, Haliotidae. The record is from RefSeq and is a predicted model, not a curated record.
CCUCGGUCAUAGACAGGAAGUAGUUUGGAGCGAGGGAAAGACAGCGAAUGUUCCUGUCAAACAUGUGGAAACGAAUAUUAAAUUGGAUAUGUACGCUCAUCUGAGAUUGUUUUAAUUUAUUCAGCAAAUCGACAACUGCAGAAAUGACAAGCAUAUUCAAGUGAUCUUCCUGGGUCGGCACGGAGAACCACUCCCGAAACACCGACGAGAGUUUGUUCGGUUGAAUACGGCUAUCUACAUCAUAUCUUCACGCUGAAUCUUUGGGAAAUGGCGUACACAACGCUGAACAGAGCUCAAUUGAGCUUUGAUUAUCUGCAUACUAAUUCAACAACCCAUGAGUUCUUGUUUGGAGCAUUGGCAGAAUUGCUGGAUAAUGCCAGAGAUGCGGAUGCAACAAAAAUCAAUAUCUAUACAGUCAGGGACAAGGAGCUGCGAGGAGGCUUUAUGAUGUGUUUCCUUGACGACGGAGAAGGCAUGGACCCAAAUGAGACAGCUGAUAUUGUCACCUUUGGUAAAUCUGCCAAGAAGUCCAUUGAUCUGAACCAAAUUGGAAUGUAUGGCAAUGGUCUGAAAUCAGGCUCAAUGAGAAUCGGUAAUGAUCUGAUUUUGUUCACGAAGAAGGGAAUGACAAUGUCUUGUCUGUUUCUGUCAAGAACUUUCCACGAGGAAGAACACAUUGAUGAGGUGAUUGUUCCUCUACCAGCAUUCGAGGCCUCAACAAGACGACCACUGACAAAAGGUGCUAGGGCUGCAGAGAAGCAUGAAGUGGAGAUGGGGCUCAUAUACAAGUAUUCACCAUUUCGGUCAGAAGAGGAGUUUUUUGCUCAGUUUGACAAAAUUGAGGGUAACUCUGGGACACUUGUGGUUGUGUACAAUCUUAAGCUGCUGGACAGUGGAGAUCCAGAGCUGGACAUUAAUUCAGACCCUGAGGACAUUCUACUUGCUAAUCCAGAGUCAGACUUUGACCCAGAUGCAGAUCUCGUGCCAGAAAGGAAGUCAUUCAGAGACUAUACUGCCAUUUUGUAUGUGGACCCAAGGAUGAGGAUAUAUAUUAAUGGCAAAAAAGUGCGGACUAAGAGACUCUCGUGUUGUCUAUACAAACCUAGGUUUUACAAAUAUUCUUCUAAUCGAUUCAAAGCACGAUCAGAACACGAAGCCAAGCGAGCGAUGGAUGAAGCAACUUCCGCAGAAAACAAAGCUCGGGAAGCUGAAAGCAAAUCAAAAAAUUUAGAAAACAAAGUAGGUUCCUCAAUAUCAAGGGAUCAAAGGGCGGACCUACGUAAGGCUCAAACCUUUGCAGCAGAAUGCAGAAGAGAAGCACAGAUUAAACGUCAGAUAGCCGACAGAAAGAGCAAAGCUCUAAAAGACCCCAAAACAUUGAACUUUAUUUUUGGAAUGAACUUGGAGAACCGGGUCCAUGAUGGUGUGUUUGUCUACAACUGUAGCAGAUUGAUCAAAAUGUAUGAAAAGGUUGGACCACAGGCGGAGGGAGGAGUGAAUUGCAGUGGAGUUGUAGGUAUUGUUGAUGUCCCGUACCUGGUGCUAGAGCCCACUCACAACAAGCAGGACUUUGCUGAUUCCAAGGAGUUCCGGCAUCUCAUGAAGGCUAUGGGGGAGCACAUGUCCCAAUACUGGAAGGAUGUGGGCAUCGUUCAACAGGGAGUCACCAAGUUUUGGGAGAACUUUGGUUACAUAUCACCCAUCUGGACAGACCGACCAUCAGAUGAUGUGAAAUAUGUGAGGAAACGAGCCAUGCAGAUAAAUGUGACGCUCCAGUGUGACAUGUGUUUAAAGUGGCGGACACUUCCGUUCUCCUCCAACAACAUCGGAAAGGAGUUCCCUGACAACUGGGUGUGCAACAUGAACACAGAGCAACAGCAUAAUAAGUGUUCAUCAGCAGAACAGAAGAUGAAUAUUCCAGAGGGAAUCCUAAAGAAGGAGGUGAAGACUCAGGAACAAAAGAAGAAGGACUUGGAAGAAGAAAUCCGCAAGAAGCAAGACAUGUUGGAAAAAAUGCAGAGAAACAAAGUAAUCAAGUCAUCAAAAGAGCUGCAGGAGCUACAGAGAAUGAGAGAAGAAGAGAAACUGAAGGAGAAGGAGCGAGAGAUACGGGAGAAGGAAAGACAGAGGGAGGAAGCUGAGAGACAGAAGCAGAAGGAGGCAAAGGAGAGAGAGAAACAGCGAGAGAAGGAGGCACGGCAGCGAGAGAGGGAGCGACUAAUUAGGGAACGAGAGGAGAGGGAAGCUGAGGCAAGGGAGAGGGAAAAGGAGCGAGAGAAGGCAAAGAAGACUGUCUCUAGAGGCCCAUCAAGAACAGCCACAGUGAGGACGCCGGAACCAGCUCGAAAAUCAAACCAUGCUGCUGCAGCCAAGAACAGAGCCACGGUCGCCAAGGUGUCACCCAAACCUAGUCCAAGGACCACCCCCAAGCCCAGUCCCAAGACUGCUGUCAAGUCCAAGGUAAAUGACCUGAAGUCUCCAACACCCAAGGCGGAAGCUAUCAAGAGGAGGGCAUCGUCAGCUUCAUCUACAGCAGAGUCCGAUACUGAGUCACGGAGAAGUCGAAACUCACAGUCACGUGACUCUGACUCAGAAACGGCCCCAGCCAAACGAACGAAAACCCACACAGUAGAUUCCGACUCUGAAACUCCAGUACCAAAGAAACAACCUAAACCAGGAAUAUUUUCACCAUCAAAACCAGAGGAUUUUGAAGAGAAUGAAGCCGAUGCAACAGGUGUGUCCAAUGCCUUGGGAAUGGAUGUUGAUGACGUCACAGAGAGUGUGUGUAUAAAAGAUGCUGAUAGUAAUGGUGAAAUAGGUCAGAGAGUAGAAGCAUAUGUAAAUAAUAAAUGGUACCCUGGAGUGGUUGUCAAGGUCAAUGCAGCAGAGGCCAAAUGGAAAGUCAAGUUUGACAACAACCAGAAGGAUAAAUAUGAUAAAUGGUUUGAAAAAGGGGGUUCAGACAUCAGAACGUCAAAGCCGGGUCAGACUGGUGACACAUCAACCACUGGUCCCCCCUCUCCUGCAUCCAUCUCAUCGCAUGAUACAGCUACAGAGGCACCAACAUCAUCGACGGCCACCCCUGCCAUCACGUCGUCUCAGUCCAGCCAGAUCACCGAUGAAAUAGCUAAUGGUUACAGGACGUGUCUUCGAUAUUUCCUCCCUCCACAGUGGAUAAUGGACAAGGAGACGAUAUCAGCCAUGUCACUGCCGGAACUGGCUGGCUUUCCUCUAGAUGACUUCUUUGACCACUAUGAGAAGGGCCUGAGAAGGCUUGUCAGCAACUUCCAGACAGAGGCGUCGGUACGGAAACAGGAGGCAGAGGAAUCCCAGCAGAAACUUUCAUCUGUCCGAAAACUCAUCGCUAAACUUUUAAAAUCAAUAAAUGAUGAAUUCGACAUCGACCCUGACUCAGAUGGUGACCAGGUGGACGAACUACUGGCAGCGUGUGUUCGCCAGGCUAUGCAGGGAUCACAGUCGUAGUCUUCGCACUGCAGUUAUCUCCCCUUGAUACAAGCUCCUGGUGACUGUAUCACUAAAUGACCACAUACCAAACUUGUCAGUUCAUGAAAGUGAACCGAUUAGACUUCAAGCGAAACCAUAGUCUUCAGUGGCUUUGUAGCCUUUGUAAUUGGACUCUGUUAACUGUACUGAUCAGCAUCACCCAGAUUUCUGUACAGUUCAUAUUUGCUGAUGCUUUUGUUAUAUGUUGUUUUUGUUUUUUUCAACUUUCUUUUUAAAAGUUCAGUUCUGUAGAAGGGGGGUCAUAUAACUGAGAAUACACUUGGUGAAUUUCUGAAUUGCUUUGCUGACUAACCUUUCAUCAAACCGAGUACAUCACUUGAAAAGCCUUUAAACAAAAUGAGUGCAAGGUUACGUUAGUUUCUAACAUUUGUUGAAUUUGAUAGUGCAGUUGCUUCCCUUAUGUUUUCGAGUCACAUUAACUUUAACGUUCUCUUGUUGCAGUGUUCCUAUGAUAAGAAGUGUUAGAGCUGGACUGGCUAUCAAUAUAGAUCAUAGAGCUUGAUAAUUGAUAUAUAUCAGAGAAGGAAUUUUGAGCAAAAUUGACCAAAAGAAAGAAAUCACCAUAUCACUGGUGAGUGGUGACAUAAUUAUGCAUGGAUUACAAAACAGCAUCCUGAACAUAAUAUGGAAGCAGCCCAUAAAUAUAAACCUAACUUUCUGUAUUGUUUGAGUAAAUUGAAACGUUUUAUCAUCACAAAAGUUAAGCAAGAUAUUACAGAUGAAUCAAUGACAUACAUUUUGCAUUGAAAAUUAAUAAUUUUUCGCAUCUACAAUAUUUCCGAUUAUCCGUCUUUUCAGCCUGCUCUGGUUUGAUUAGAAAGUUUAUUUCAGUUUGUAGGCCAUCGGCCCAUGUACAUUAAGAUAAUUUAACAACCUGAAAAUCAAGGGGAGAUAACUCUGUAUUUUUGGCUUGUAAGUCAGGCCAGUUAGUUCUAGCUAAUGUUGCUAGUGCUGUUCUGUGUUCACGUGUGUUAUUGCCAUCUUGUACAGAUUCAUGUGUGAAGCAUCAUCCGUUUGUCAUUGUGUACAAAGUCGCAGCCAUUGUAUUCUAAUAUCAGAUCAUUUCAGUACAACAUUCUUAUCAAAGAAAUAUAUUCAUUUAAUAGUAAAUAUUAUGUUAUUAUAGAAAUGCUAACCAACUUUUAAACAUGUUUUUGUUUUGAAGUUCAUGCAUGUACACAUGAGGUGUACGUUUGUGUUGAUAGUGCAAUUAUCGAAAUGAAAUAAUCUUAAUUUUAGAAACCCUGGUUUCUAGUUGUUCCUUGUCAUAUAUGUAUGUCAUAAUGCCAAUGGCCAAUACUCGAGCCUGUCCUUACUAAUUUACAACAAGAAAGCCAUUACACCUGUUUUUUAUUUUUGUUUUGAGAAAAUACUUCAGUACUUUGUUCACUGGCUGUCAGCUAUAUUAAAAUUACAAUAUUAUGGAAAGAUCAUCAAUAUUAAUGUCAUAAAUACAUUAAAUAUAUAAACUACUGUACAAAAUUUCGAGUAUUAGUAUUUUUGUAUAAAUAAGACCACAUAUUACUUUCAAUUAAGCCUUCAAAUGAGGAGUAAUUUCAACACAUGAUUUAUACAAAAUUAGGAGAUCAAGAAAGUGGACAUAAUCCACGUUUUAGCCAUUAUGCUAGGAGUUCACAUUCUUGUGUAACACCUUACCACAUCAUAGAUGGUAAUAGAAUCAUGAUUGGGUCGUAACUUAGCAUGAUUUGGGAACAGGAGGAAUAAGUACAUGUUGUAGUCAUGGUUGUUAACAAAAUAGAUAUACAAAUAAAUUCCAUCAUGCCCUUGACAUUUUAUGUUUAGCCAAAAAAGGUAAAUAUUAAAGUAGAAAUGUUUAAUAUUUUAUAAAGAUCUUUUAUUUCCUGAAAUGACUUUUUAUUUCUUGAAAAUUAGUUCUCACUUGAGUGAGUUUUGUCAUUAAUCACUUUGUUGAGUUUAUGCUGCUUUUAGAAACUGAUACUGUGUACAUACACAUUUUAAGAACAUACCUGUUGUCAUUUUGUGAUUCAUAAUAUUUUAAGAUUUUAAGAAUGCAUCACGGAACAAUUCUAGAUGUUGUAACUGUAUAUAAAUCUGGAUUCUAUUGUCAGUGUUAACUGUCUGGAUAGUAUAUAUAUAUAUAUGUUUUGUGCUGUUAAAUGUCUACACCAGUGUUCAUGUCAACCAAUGGAAACCAAGUAGAGGUAUGGUUUGAUUAUCUGGGUUCCAGGUAUAGUGAUAAAGGUCAUGUUCCAUGCUGUGUGA